CCAAUGGCAGGUCAGCCCAUGCAAGACGUCCAACCGAUUCGACGUUGCGUUCCAGGAAGGAGUGACGUCAUCUGUGCGCGCUGUAUUUGGCCUCGGGAGGGAAAGACCGCGAUGCCGGAAUCGGAGACGGUGUUAGGAAAGCGGGAGCUUUUCUUCGAGGAAGAAGACCUACAGUAUGAAGAAGAGAUCUUGCGAAACCCAUUCUCUGUCAAGUGCUGGAUCCGCUAUAUUGACUUCAAGCAGAAUGCUCCCAAACAUAUCCUGAACCUGAUCUAUGAGAGAGCUCUUAAGGAAUUGCCAGGAAGCUACAAGCUGUGGUACAACUAUCUUAAGCAGCGACGGAAACAAGUGAAGAGCAAAUGUGUAACAGAUCCCUGCUAUGAAGAAGUGAACAACUGCCAUGAGCGUGCCCUGGUCUUCAUGCAUAAGAUGCCCCGGAUAUGGCUAGAUUACUGCCAGUUUCUUAUGGACCAAUGUCGCGUUACCCGUACCCGCAGGACGUUUGACCGGGCACUCAGAGCUCUGCCCAUCACACAGCAUCAUCGUAUCUGGCCACUUUACCUGAAGUUUGUGCGACUCUAUCCAUUACCUGAGACAGCUGUACGGGUCUACCGUAGGUACCUAAAGCUGAGCCCUGAGAAUGCAGAGGAAUACAUUGAGUAUCUGCACUCUAUUGACCGUCUGGAUGAGGCCGCUGUCCGUCUUGCAGCUGUGGUGAAUGAUGAGCGUUUUAUUUCCAAGGAGGGAAAAUCCAAUUAUCAGUUAUGGCACGAGCUCUGUGAUCUCAUCUCUCAAAAUCCAGACAAGGUGAAGUCACUCAAUGUGGGGGCCAUCAUCCGAGGUGGCCUGACUCGUUUCACAGACCAGUUGGGCAAGCUGUGGUGUUCUUUGGCAGAUUACUACAUCCGCAGUGGCCAUUUUGAGAAGGCUCGUGAUGUAUAUGAAGAAGCUAUUCAAACAGUGAUGACAGUACGGGAUUUCACUCAAGUGUUUGACAGCUACGCCCAGUUUGAGGAGAGCAUGAUUGCUGCUAAGAUGGAGACCACCUCUGAAAUGGGACGUGAGGAGGAGGAUGAUGUAGAUCUGGAACUGCGUCUGGCACGCUUUGAGCAGCUGAUCGCACGCCGGCCUCUGCUUCUCAACAGUGUCCUCCUGCGCCAGAAUCCUCACAAUGUCCAUGAGUGGCACAAGCGGGUGAAGCUGUAUGAAGGCAAACCCUGGGAGAUCAUCAACACAUACACAGAAGCAGUGCAGACCGUUGACCCAUUUAAAGCCACUGGAAAAACACAUACUUUGUGGGUUUCUUUUGCCAAGUUCUACGAGGUCAAUGGACAGAUAGAAGAUGCCAGGACAAUUUUUGAAAAGGCCACUAAGGUGAACUUUAAGCAGGUGGAUGAACUGGCCAGCGUCUGGUGCGAGUAUGGUGAGAUGGAGCUGCGGCAUGAGAACUACGAUCAAGCCCUGCGUAUCCUGAGGAAAGCUACAGCUAUCCCAGCUAAGAAAGCAGAAUAUUUUGAUUCCACAGAGCCUGUGCAGAACCGUGUAUAUAAGUCCCUCAAGGUUUGGUCCAUGCUGGCUGACUUGGAAGAAAGUCUGGGCACUUUCAAAUCUACUAAGGCUGUAUACGAUCGCAUUUUGGAUCUACGCAUUGCCACUCCACAAAUCAUCAUCAACUAUGGUCUGUUCCUGGAGGAGCACAAAUAUUUUGAAGAGAGCUUCAAGGCGUACGAGAGAGGCAUCUCCUUGUUUAAGUGGCCAAAUGUUUACGAUAUCUGGAACACCUAUCUAACCAAAUUCAUUGACCGCUAUGGUGGCAAGAAGUUGGAGCGUGCUCGGGAUCUUUUUGAGCAGGCGCUGGAUGGCUGUCCCCAGAAAUUUGCAAAAACCAUCUAUCUCUUAUAUGCCAAGCUGGAGGAGGAAUAUGGGCUGGCCCGCCAUGCCAUGGCUGUGUAUGAGCGAGCUACUCAGGCUGUUCUGCCUUCAGAGAAGCAUGAUAUGUACAACAUCUACAUCAAGAGAGCAGCUGAAAUUUAUGGCGUCACCCACACACGUAGCAUCUAUGAGAAGGCGAUUGAGGUGCUAUCAGAUGAACACGCUCGGGAGAUGUGUCUGCGCUUUGCCGAUAUGGAAAGCAAAUUGGGUGAAAUAGACCGAGGUCGGGCAAUCUAUUCCUAUUGUUCGCAGAUAUGUGACCCCCGAACUACUGCCAACUUCUGGCAGACGUGGAAAGAAUUUGAGAUUCGGCAUGGGAACGAAGACACUAUCCGAGAAAUGCUACGCAUUAAGCGAAGUGUGCAGGCUACUUACAAUACUCAGGUUAACUUCAUGGCUUCUCAGAUGCUAAAGGUUUACAGCAAUGCCACAGGCACAGUGUCUGACUUAGCACCAGGACAGAGCGGCAUGGAUGACAUGAAGCUCUUAGAGCAGCGAGCGGAACAACUGGCAGCCGAAUCAGAAAGAGAUCAGCCUCGAGCUAAGGAGAAGAUCUUGUUUGUCAGGAGUGAUGCUUCCCGCAGUGAAUUGGCUGAACUUUCCAAGCAGGCCAACCCUGAUGAGAUAGACAUUGAUUUGGAUGACAGCAAUGAGAGUGAAGACAAUGAGCCUGAUGAGGUGCAGCUGGAACAGAAGAGUGUCCCCUCUGCUGUCUUUGGUGGCCUUAAAGAUGACUGAGCUGUUUGUUAUUAGUGAACUGCUUCAAGCUGGAGUAGAGACAACACCUUCCUGGUUAACCAGUGUGCCCUGUAAAGCCUUUCUUUGUGAUUGUGUAAGCUGCUGUUCUUCUUGGCAACUCGAACAUAAUAGAGAAAGAAGUGAUUUAUAAAAUGCUGUUGAUAGUUGUAUUG
Protobothrops mucrosquamatus (brown spotted pit viper) is the source of this 2843-nucleotide messenger RNA. It is a transcript of the gene XAB2, whose product is annotated as XPA binding protein 2. The transcript has 19 exons. Lineage: Eukaryota; Metazoa; Chordata; Lepidosauria; Squamata; Viperidae. The record is from RefSeq and is a predicted model, not a curated record. Gene Ontology annotation, cellular component: U2-type catalytic step 2 spliceosome; Prp19 complex; post-mRNA release spliceosomal complex. Gene Ontology annotation, molecular function: protein binding. Gene Ontology annotation, biological process: generation of catalytic spliceosome for first transesterification step; mRNA splicing, via spliceosome. The coding region runs from base 4 to 2670 and encodes 888 amino acids.